AGACAUUUAACCUUGCUAAAUUGCUAUUCUUUGGCUAGACGUGAGGCCGGUGAAGUGACGAUCUCUCCAUCCGGCUCAAAACAAACCUGGCACACAUCUUGAAAUCCUUAGAAGCGGAUGUUUCACCCUGUUAGGAAUCCUAGUGGUGUGUCCAAGGUGGUUUCGUUUGCCGAUGACGACAGCAGUAAUUCCAGCUCUCGCCAGUACUCUCCUGCUGCCCUCGAACAAAUCGACAGUGGCAAGAAGCGCCGAGCUACUCCCGCCGGCAAAUUCAACGCUCUGUUCCGACGCGGGACGCCCAAGACGGGCAAUGCUCCGGAGGCGUCGGCCCGAUCCACAGCCAGGCGGUCCUACCAUAACAGGACGGCCUCCAAUGAAGCGCUCACAACCUCCACCGGAGCUGGAGUGAGGCUGGGGGGACUGGCCACGUUUGAGAACGGGGACUUUGACCUGAGGAGCGACCUGCACAGCCUGACGGAGAAGGGCAUCGAUGUGCUGCGCACCGACCUGGCAGCCCUGGACCUGGAGUGCGCCGAGGAGCUGCGCAAGUCUGUGCACGCCAACUACACACACUUCAUCACCGCCUCCCAGGGCGUAGGGAAGCUGGACUCUGAGAUGGGGGUCCUGCGCAACUACCUGACCACGUCAUCGGUGCUGGUGACCGCGCUCAAGGACGUGGCCGCCACGCGCGCAGCGCCUCUCACAGCUGCCCCCAAACGCGAAGCCGCCACCUCUACCAGCGCUGACAUCGAUUGGACGCAGACCACUGAGGGCCUCAGGUGGGCGGACUCGUUGGACGAGGUUGAUGUGACGAUAGCGGAGAGGCGUCCGCUGGAUGCGCUGCAGGCGCUGCGGCGGGUGGAGAAGAUGCUGACGCGGCCGCCCUCCCCCCAGUCCGACCCCCUCCACCUCAACAAAAUUGUCCAGGAGGCGCGGGCAGAGCGGCAGCUGGGGCAGCUGGAGGAGCGGCAGGCGCAGCUGGCGGCCAUGUGCGAGUCAGCGCUGGUGGAGGCGGCUUCCGGGCACCUGCCGGCGGACGGCGGCGCGAGCGAGCUGCGGCUGGCGGCCGGCGUGCUGGCCUCCGUGGCCGGCAGCCCCCACGCCGCGCACCGGCUGCUGGCCGCGCACUCCGCCCGCCUCAAACGCGCCCAACAAGCCCUGCUUAAACCCCAGAACACCGGUGGGAGCGAUGUGGAUGGGACGGAGUACGCAGGUGCACUGUCACAGCGGGUGUUCCAGACAGUCGCAUCGGCCGCGGAUGACAUGGCGGCAGUCUUUGCUGACGACACACCCGAGCUGUCAUCGCUCUUUGUCGUCUGGGCGCUGCAGGAGACGCAGCGGGGCGCGCUGCUGAUAAAGCGGCACGCGCUGUCGCCGUUUGCGGCGCCGGCGGGCCUGAGCAGCACGGUGCAGUGCUGCAGCCUGGCGCUGGUUCACUGCCGCGCGCUGCAGGCCUCCCACAGCCUCGCCCUCGCACCCUCCCUCCUGCGCGAGCUCUGGCCCGCCUGCGACCAGGUAUUGGAUCGGCGGUUGCGGCGCAUAGCGGAUGAGUUGCGGCUGAGCGUAGCGGACGAGAUUGACCGGAUUGCGGCGCAGGGCCUGCCUUCUUCCGAGGAAACCGGCUGGGCCCAGCUCACUGCCGCCUUCCCCUCAGCAGACAACCUGCUCGAUGAGAUCCAGGCAGUUGUUCAGAUCCUGGCUCCGCUGGCUGGACCGCGCGUGGCAGAGGCGCUGCGCAAAACUGUCAAUGAGAUGUUUGGCGUUUACACCCAAGCGCUGGCGGCUGGGUUUGCAAAGUACACCAGGCCUGACGGCACUCUUCCACCUCGAUUAGGGCCUGCGGCUGAGCCGGCCAUGGAGAUAGCUGCGUCGCUCGUGGAACAAUUCUUGCCAGAGUUGAUGGUGCCACUGGCUGACAAGUGCGGCAGCAAUCUUGAUAUGGCGGAGAUGAUGCGGCUGAUUGACUGCCUGGCUGGUUUAGAUUUCGCAGAUUUUUCGGAUGCCCAGCCGGGCCCCGCCCCCAGUACAGCCGCUGACGGUGGAGGGGUGGGGCCUGGCUACCUGCAGCUGGAGGACUUCCCCAACACCUACACACACCUUUUGCUCCUUUCCACCUCUGUCACCAUGUUUGCCGGCCGGCGCCGUUCUUCGGUCUAUGGCACACAUCAAGACUCUCUUGCCAUGACGCUUUAG
This is a messenger RNA of Coccomyxa subellipsoidea C-169, 2193 nucleotides long. RefSeq lists its product as hypothetical. Gene Ontology annotation, cellular component: exocyst. The record is from RefSeq and is a predicted model, not a curated record. Gene Ontology annotation, biological process: intracellular protein localization; exocytosis; Golgi to plasma membrane transport. Lineage: Eukaryota; Viridiplantae; Chlorophyta; Trebouxiophyceae; Coccomyxaceae. The transcript is spliced from 13 exons. Bases 118 to 2193 code for a protein of 691 amino acids.